AUGGACCUCCACCCGGACAAAGGUGAACGUCGAAACGUCAUCGGGGUGGUGGUCGUGCCAGACGUCCACCAGGGAGUGAUGUUCAAUGAUCUCCCGGAGGACAUCCGCGGCGCCCGGGUGCUGCUUGUUAACAGCAGAUUCUCUGAUGUUCGGGAGCUGCAGAUUUUGCACUUUGUGGUGUUUCUGCUGAUUUACCUGGCAGGCCUGAUGGGGAAUCUUCUCAUCAUCACAGCCAUAGCCCUCGACCACCAUCUUCACACCCCCAUGUACUUCUUCCUGGUGAAUCUGUCCAUCAUAGACCUCGGCUCCAUCUGUGUCACCAUCCCCAAAUCCAUGAUCAAUUCCCUCAUGAACACCAGGUUGAUUUCUUAUCCUGGAUGUGUCACCCAAGUCUUUCUCUUAUUAGUCUUCAUUGCAGCUGAUCUUGCCUUACUCACCAUCAUGGCUUAUGACCGACACGUUGCCAUCUGCCAACCACUGCACUAUGAGAGAGUGAUGAACAGGAAAGCUUGUGUCCAAAUGGCAGCCAGUGCCUGGAUUACUGGUAUUGUCUACUCUGCCGUGCACACCGGGAACACGUUUAGUUUAUCCUUCUGCCAGUCCAAUGUCAUCAACCAGUUCUUCUGUGAAAUCCCCCAGCUACUCAAGCUCGCUUGCUCUGACUCGUACCUCAGUGAAGUUGGGCUUCUUGCCUUUUGUAUGUUUUUAGGUUUAAACUGCUUUGUUUUUAUAUUUGUGUCUUAUGUUCAGAUCUUCAAAACCGUGCUUAGAAUUCCCUCUGAGCAGGGCCGGCAUAAAGCCUUCUCCACCUGCCUUCCUCACCUCACUGUGAUCUCCUUGUUACUUUUCACUGCCAUGUUUGACUAUCUGAAAUUAACCUCCAGCUCAGCAUCUUAUCUAGAUCUCUUGGUGGGUAUUCUCUAUGCUGUCGUGCCUCCAAUGAUGAAUCCGUUCAUCUACAGCAUGAGAAACAAGGAGAUCAAAGCUGCAUUGAAGAAACUGAUUGUGUGGAGGUUAUGCACGAAGAAUUAA
Messenger RNA from Trachemys scripta elegans, 1032 nucleotides. RefSeq names its product olfactory receptor 14A16-like. The transcript is spliced from 2 exons. Lineage: Eukaryota; Metazoa; Chordata; Testudines; Emydidae. Gene Ontology annotation, molecular function: G protein-coupled receptor activity; olfactory receptor activity. Gene Ontology annotation, cellular component: membrane. Gene Ontology annotation, biological process: G protein-coupled receptor signaling pathway. The record is from RefSeq and is a predicted model, not a curated record. The coding region runs from base 1 to 1032 and encodes 343 amino acids.